Messenger RNA from Oncorhynchus masou masou (cherry salmon), 2376 nucleotides. RefSeq names its product doublecortin-like kinase 1a (gene dclk1a). Gene Ontology annotation, biological process: protein phosphorylation; intracellular signal transduction. Gene Ontology annotation, molecular function: ATP binding; protein kinase activity. Gene Ontology annotation, cellular component: microtubule organizing center; microtubule. Lineage: Eukaryota; Metazoa; Chordata; Actinopteri; Salmoniformes; Salmonidae. The record is from RefSeq and is a predicted model, not a curated record. The coding region runs from base 116 to 2293 and encodes 725 amino acids. The transcript is spliced from 17 exons.
CCCAUUCUUCGGUUCUCUGGGGGGGGGGGGGAUACACGCAGCAAGACUGGAGGUGACAGAAUCCUUAGUGAACCUCUUAGAUAGUAGAGCCGUUCUUGUGACGUUUGGCAACGCGAUGGAGCUUGAGCAUUUCGACGAGCGGGAUAAGGCGAGGCGGAACAGCCGAGGGGACAGGCUGAAUGGGGUGACUAGUCCAGCACACAGCGCCCACUGCAGUCUCUACCACACCCGUACCCUCAAGACCCUCAGCUCGGAGAAGAAGGCAAAGAAGGUCCGUUUCUACCGCAAUGGGGACCGUUACUUUAACGGGAUUGUGUACGCCAUCUCCGCGGACCGGUUCCGGUCUUUUGAUGCUCUGUUGGCCGACCUGACCCGCUCCCUCUCUGAUAAUGUGAACCUACCACAGGGUGUACGGACCAUCUACUCAGUGGAUGGAACCAAAAAGAUCACCAGCACUGAUCAACUGGUGGAGGGCGAGAGUUAUGUGUGCGGCUCCAUCGAGGUCUUCAAGAAGCUCGACUACACCAAGAACGUCAACCCCAACUGGUCUGUGAACGUCAAAGCUUCGUCUGGGGCGGCCGCCCGCGGGCCUCCAUCCCUGGGCAGCGCCAAGGCCGGACCUCCUGACACCCGGGACCAAGCGGUGAAGGAUUUCAUCCGUCCCAAGCUGGUGACGGUGGUGCGGAGCGGGGUGAAGCCCAGGAAGGCUGUCCGAAUCCUUCUCAAUAAGAAGACGGCCCAUUCAUACGAACAGGUCCUCACCGACAUCACGGAGGCCAUCAAACUGGACUCUGGAGUGGUGAAGAGGAUCUAUACUCUGGAGGGGAAACAGGUGACAUGUCUCCAGGACUUCUUCGGUGAUGAGGACAUCUUCGUGGCGUGUGGACCGGAGAAAUACCGUUACCAAGACGACUUCCAGGUGGAGGAGAAUGAGUGUCGUGUGAUGAAGUCAAUGGCCUAUGGUAAAAUGUCCGCUCCUCUGACCAACCGUGGUUCUCCUCGCUCCGUGGGCCUGUCUAAACGCAGAAUGUCCCCAGCAGGCUCCGUGAACGGGAAUCCGACCAGUCAGCUGUCCACUCCUGGCUCGGUGAAAUCUCCAAGCCCCUCCCCUUCCGGCCCUGCUUCAGACCUCAGACCACGCAGGGAGUCUCAGGGUUCAUCUAUCUCUCUGGCCUCUACCAAAGCCUGUAGCUCCAUAGAAGAAGGAGAUGGAGCUGAGUCUAUAGUAGAGGAUGAUAUCCCUGCGGUGCCUGCCUCCAUAUCGGAGCGCUACAGAGUGGGACGCAUGUUGGGAGACGGUAACUUUGCGGUGGUCCGGGAAUGUGUGGAACACUCCACAGGCAGGGAAUACGCCCUGAAGAUCAUUAACAAGGGCCGAUGCCGGGGGAAGGAGCAUAUGAUCCAGAACGAGGUAGCCAUCCUGAGGAGGGUGAAACACCCCAACAUUGUCCUGCUGAUCGAGGAGAUGGACACCUACAGUGAGCUCUACCUGGUUAUGGAGCUGGUGAAGGGGGGCGAUCUGUUCGAUGCCAUCACGUCCACUAACAGAUACACAGAGAGGGACGCCAGCGGGAUGCUGUACAACCUGGCCAACGCCAUCAAAUACCUCCACAGCCUCAACAUCGUACACAGAGACAUCAAACCAGAAAACCUACUGGUGUAUGAGCAUGUUGAUGGCAGUAAGAGUCUGAAGUUGGGGGACUUUGGUCUGGCCACCGUAGUAGAUGGACCCCUCUACACUGUCUGUGGAACACCCACAUAUGUAGCACCAGAGAUCAUCGCAGAGACAGGGUAUGGCAUUAAGGUAGAUAUCUGGGCAGCAGGAGUUAUAAACUACAUCUUGCUGUGUGGCUUCCCUCCCUUCCGAGGUAGCAGUGAUGACCAGGAAGUGUUAUUUGACCAGAUCCUGAUGGGACAGCUGGAGUUCCCUCUCCCCUACUGGGACAAUGUGUCGGAGACUGCCAAGGAUCUGAUCAGGUCCAUGCUGGAGGUGGAGGUGGAUCAGAGAUACACAGCAGAACAGGUUCUGGACCACCCAUGGAUCCAUGAUGAUGGUGUGUCGGAGAAUGAACAGGAGCUGUCAGUAGCAGGGAAGAUAAAGAAACACUUCAACACCAGCCCUAUAACUAACGACACCACCUCCGGAGUGUCAGUCAUCACGUUGGACCACAGCUUCUCCAUGCAGCGCUCUGGGUCGUUGGACUUCCACCAGCACCCGGCUAUGUACUGGAUAAGGCCACCGCUCUUGAUAAGGAGGGGCAGGUUCUCAGACGAAGAUGCAACCAGGAUGUGAGCUCACGGCCGUUGCCGUUGACAACAACAACAACAACAACAACAACAAUGGAAAAACCGACUAGCUGCCUCCCCAGCCCGACC